This is a messenger RNA of Branchiostoma floridae (Florida lancelet), 2301 nucleotides long. Its product is annotated as cactin-like. Lineage: Eukaryota; Metazoa; Chordata; Leptocardii; Amphioxiformes; Branchiostomatidae. Gene Ontology annotation, molecular function: protein binding. The record is from RefSeq and is a predicted model, not a curated record. Gene Ontology annotation, biological process: mRNA cis splicing, via spliceosome. Gene Ontology annotation, cellular component: cytoplasm; spliceosomal complex.
AGAUCAUUCCUGACAUUUAUAAUCUCGGUCAUGCGCAGUAACUACAUCCAAGAUGGCGGCGCGCUUGUAAAACUUUCUGCGAUUUUGACCGAUUUUCCGAAUUUCUUUGCCGUUUUCUCGAUAUUUUGAGCAGGCAUUUUGAUAUUCAAAGACAGUCUACAUAGAGUAGAAGAUGGGGAAAGCGGAGAAGAAGAGAAACAAGCACCGAUCUCGUUCAGGGUCAAGAGAAAGGAGCAGGAAAGAGGAAAGAAGACGAUCCCGGUCUCGGUCCCCGGAUCACAAACAUAAGAAGAAGGACAGACACCGAUCCAGAUCACGAUCCCCUUCACCCAGACAGGACAAGAGACAGAGGAGAUCCAGAUCAAGGGAGGACAGAUCCAGAGAUAAAAGUGGAUCAAAGCGGAGGCAGAGAUCCCGGUCCAGAUCCAAGGAAGGUGGAAAGAAGAAACAUAAAAGAAAAUCAAGGUCAAGAUCAGACAGUAGAGGUCGUGGGUCCAGUCAGUCGGCAGGUUCGUCAGAGGAUUCAGGAAGUGAGUCCGACUCCACAGCAGAUGCACGGAUAGAGAAGAGGAGGAGAGAGAUGCAGCAGGAUAAAGAGAAAACAAAGGAGGAGAAAAAGAAACAGAAGGAGUUGAUGAAGUUGUACGAGACCCCAGAGGAGAAGAGAGCCCGGCGAUUGGCCAAAAAGGAAGCAAAGGCUCGGAAGGCUCGGGAGAAUAUGGGUUGGGACCAGGAGUACAUGGGCUAUACCAACACUGACAACCCUUUUGGGGAUGCCAACCUCCUGGACACAUUUGUGUGGUCAAAGAAACACGAGAAGGAGGGAACGGCACACUUGUUGAAGGAGGAGCAGGAAAGAAUACAGAAAAGGAAGCAACUAGAAAUGAAGAAUGAGCUGGUGAAAGUGAAGCAGGCCCGGCUGGAGAGGGAGAGAGAGAGACAGCAGAGGGAGGAGGAGAUGGAGGCCAUGCAGCGAGCUAAGGAGGCAGAGUACUACAAGGAGUGGGAACAGCAGGAGGACAAUUUCCAUCUGCACCAAGCCAAGCUGAGGUCCAAGAUCAGGAUCCAGGACGGCCGAGCCAAGCCCAUCGACUUACUGGCCAAGUACAUCAGUGCAGAGGAUGAUGACAUCGCUGUGGAGAUGCACGAACCCUACACGUUCCUGACUGGCCUGACCAUGACUGACCUUGAAGACUUGGUGGAGGACAUCAAAGUGUACAUGGAGCUGGAGCAGGGGAAGAAUGCCGACUUCUGGAAGGACAUGACCGUUAUCGCUGAAGACGAACUCAGCAAACUCAAGAAGUUGCAGCAGACUCAAAGAGGUGAAUCUGGAGUGGACAGAAGAGAGGGAAUCAAUGCAUCUGUUACCACAGACGUUGUCAGCAUCUUCCACGGAAAAACUUUUGGCCAGCUUGUUGCCCUUCAACAACAGAUCAUGAAGAGAAUCAAGUCGGGGGAUGCGGUGGACAUCGGGUACUGGGAGUCCCUCCUGCAGCAGCUGAAGGCACACAUGGCCAGGGCCAGGCUCAGGGACAGGCACCAGGAGACACUCCGCAGGAAACUCUUCCAGCUCAAACAGGAGCAAGGAGUUGAGAGCCAGCCACUGUUCCCCAUCUCUGUGAAGCAAGAGGAAGAUUCGGAUGAAGAGGAGAUGGAGGCUGGACCAUCAGAAGAUGUCACAUCCUCCCAACCAGAACCAGACCCAGAGCCUCAGCCUGGCCCAAGUUCUGCACCAGAUGGAGAGACUGAAGAAAAGAAAGAAGAGGAGAAGACUGAAGAAGAUACAAAGGAACCUGAGGCUGUUCUGACAGAAGAAGAUCUCAUGGAGCAAAGUUAUGAUGACUACAAUGCAGGGAGAUACAGUCCCAAGCGUCUGAGAACCAGGGACCUGCCCCCAGACUGUUUAGUGUUUGACCCAGCUGAUGACCUGAGAAGACUGGAGAUCGCCAGAAGGAAGGUGGCUGCCAGCGGUACAGCUGAGGAGGAGACAGAGGAUGACCAGUUGAUGAAGAAAGCGAGAGAAGGGAUGACCAGUGACGAGGCCACCUUCAGUGUGGAGGUGCCGCUGCAACAGAAGGUCUACCUGUGGUCCGACAAGUACCGACCACGCAAACCACGCUUCUUCAACAGGGUUCACACCGGUUUUGAGUGGAACAAGUAUAACCAGACUCAUUAUGACUUCGACAACCCACCUCCAAAGAUUGUCCAAGGAUACAAGUUCAAUAUCUUCUACCCUGACCUGAUAGACAAGACCCAGACUCCAGAGUACACUCUGACUCCAGAGGAGGGCAAGAAGGACUU